This is a messenger RNA of Oncorhynchus tshawytscha (Chinook salmon), 944 nucleotides long. Its product is annotated as prolactin receptor-like. Bases 30 to 326 code for a protein of 98 amino acids. The record is from RefSeq and is a predicted model, not a curated record. Lineage: Eukaryota; Metazoa; Chordata; Actinopteri; Salmoniformes; Salmonidae. Gene Ontology annotation, molecular function: protein binding. The transcript is spliced from 2 exons.
CCCACAUCUACUACUGCCGCUCGCCCAACAUGGAGGUCUUCACCUGCUGGUGGCAUCCCCUUGACAACAACUCCGAGAGUGACGACAACGUCACCUACAGCCUCACCUACUCCUUAGAAAAGGGGCCGAGGCGUGAGUGUCCAGACUAUGUAACGGGCGGCCCCAACAGUUGUCACUUUGACAGCGGCCACACAUCCAUCUGGACCAGAUACUGCAUGAACGUGAUGGCCAGGACCUCCCACGGAGUGUUCAGCUCCAAGGACCACUGUCUGGACGUGGCUGAUAUAGGUACAGCGAGAUAUAAAUCACUGUCUGGGUGUGGCUGAUGAUAUAGGUAGAGGGUGAUAUAGUUCACUGUCGAGAUGGGGCUGAUAUAGGUACAGGGUGAUAUAGACCACUGUCUGGAUGUAGCUGAUAUAGGUACAAGGUGAUAUAGACCACUGCCUGGAUGUGGCUGAUAUAGGUACAGGGUGAUAUAGACCACUGUCUGGAUGUGGAUGAUAUAGGUACAGGGUGAUAUAGACCACUGUCUGGAUGUGGAUGAUAUAGGUACAGGGUGAUAUAGACCACUGUCUGAAUGUGGAUGAUAUAGGUACAGGAUGAUAUAGACUACUGUCUGGAUGUGGAUGAUAUAGGUACAGGGUGAUAUAGACUACUGUCUGGAUGUGGAUGAUAUAGGUACAGGGUGAUAUAGUCCACUGUCAGGAUGUGGAUGAUAUAGGUACAGGGUGAUAUAGACCACUGUCUGGGUGUGGAUGAUAUAGGUACAGGGUGAUAUAGACCACUGUCUGGAUGUGGAUGAUAUAGGUACAGGGUGAUAUAGACCAGUGGUUCCCAAACUGGGUGAAAUUUGGGAAGUACAUCAUCAGUUCCUCUUAUCAUGUUCGUCAUUACAUAACUUAGAGAGCUAUUUAUAACUUGUCAGAAAUAUCCAGCUCAACUAG